Messenger RNA from Alternaria rosae, 1420 nucleotides. RefSeq lists its product as uncharacterized. The transcript has 3 exons. Lineage: Eukaryota; Fungi; Ascomycota; Dothideomycetes; Pleosporales; Pleosporaceae. Gene Ontology annotation, molecular function: nucleic acid binding. The record is from RefSeq and is a predicted model, not a curated record. Bases 37 to 1095 code for a protein of 352 amino acids.
CAAUCACCAAAUCACUCAGUCUGUUCAGUGUUCAGCAUGGGUCUCGCAGCGCCGAAGAAUCGAUCGAAGAUCUCCAACGAUCCCCAAAACACCACUUGGGCGAACAACACCUCGCGCUUCGGCCAUCGCAUAUUGACCUCACAAGGAUGGCAGCCCGGUAACUCCCUGGGCGCAACAGACGCCUCCCACGCCGCUCAUUAUACCGCUGCCUCGCAAUCGCAUAUUCGAGUAUUCCUCAAAGACGAUAACCUUGGCUUGGGCGCAAAGCGAGGAAGUGAGCGCGCCGAAAACUUUGGCCUUGCAGGACUAGAGAGCAUUCUUGGACGUCUGAAUGGCAAUGAGGCGGAGGUCAAGAAAGAAGAGGAAAGGCGAGAGGAGAUCGAGAAGAGGGCGUUUGUGUACCGGAAAUACGGCAUGAUGAACUUUGUGAGCGGUGGUUUCCUGGUGGGCGACAAGAUUACUAAGGGCUCCGAUAUUAAGAAGGAAGUGGAGAUCAAGACUGAGUCGGAGAGCGAGGAUGGCUCAUCGCAAAAGAAGGAUAAAAAGAGGAAGCGAGAGGAGCGCACCGACGACGAGCCCAAGGUGAAGCGCAAGAAGAAGAGCAUGGAUUUGCGUGACGAAGCACGGAAGGAAGGCGAAACAUCGAAGUCAAAGAAGGACAAGAAGGACAAGAAGAAAGACAAGUUGAAGAAAUCAAAACGGGCAUCUUCAUCCGAUGCGGAAUCUUCCACCGACGAUGUCGCUGCUCCAGCAUCCGACCCAGAACCGCUUACGGACAAGGCACGACGGAAAGCUGAGAAGAAGGCACGCAAGGAGGAGAAGAAGGCCAAGAAGGCUUUGAAGAAAGCUGCAAAGAAGGCGGCGAAAAAGGACAGCUCAGACGACUCGAGCUCAGAAAGUGAAGAAGACGAGAGCGCGCCGACAACGAUCUCAUCGGUGCCCGUGUCAAACACAUCCACGCCUGUUCCCGCUGGCCUCUCGUACACUCCAAGAGGUAUGCACGCCGUCAGACAGCGGUGGAUCCGCCAGAAGAAAGCUGCGACAAUGGAUGCACAAGCAAUGAGAGAGAUAUUCAUGAUCAAGACGCCAUCGUAGACUAUCCGGAUGAUCCGAUCUGUACAUGCAUAGCGAGGAGUUAUCGAGUUGUUUUGUUUGGCAUGCACUUGCUAGGGUCUAUAAUCAUGUUCCAGGCAAUUGCAAGGGAGGACAUAGAAAUGUCACUCUACAGAACGACCAGUUUGGCCUUUGCUUCUCGUCUUUCUAUAAGUGAAUCGCGUUGCGUUGCGUUGCGUUGCGUGGCUGUAAGCUUUGCGUAACAGUCGGGGCCCGACGAUUGCGUGGCCGGCAUGGUCAUGUCGGGCCUAUUGGGGCUUACAAUUGACAAGACUUGAUUGAAUAUUCCCCGCGUUUGACCCGUCAG